Papilio machaon (common yellow swallowtail) is the source of this 1661-nucleotide messenger RNA. RefSeq names its product glucose-1-phosphatase. The transcript has a single exon. Gene Ontology annotation, molecular function: sugar-phosphatase activity. The record is from RefSeq and is a predicted model, not a curated record. Gene Ontology annotation, biological process: dephosphorylation. Gene Ontology annotation, cellular component: outer membrane-bounded periplasmic space. The coding region runs from base 304 to 1494 and encodes 396 amino acids. NCBI's taxonomy places the organism in Eukaryota, Metazoa, Arthropoda, Insecta, Lepidoptera, Papilionidae.
AAGGCGAAAGUCAUCGUGGAAAUAUAUUAGUUUAAUAUUUAGUAACAAUAUAACGUGGUACUUGAGUUUUCAAUUCAUUGGUCUGCCCUACAUAAAUGGAAAACGGUAAAUAGUGCUAGUUGCGCAGAAACUUUGAAUACACUUUAACGUUAAACAAGUCCUAAUUUGGUUCUUACACAAUGAUGUUACGUAGGAAUAUUAUUUUAAUACGUGCAGUGACGCUAAAGCUAUUCGUUUACAGUCUACUAGAGAUUGUAACUGGCGCGUUGUGAAUGUGCAUUACUCCGAUUGUUUUAUUUUAAAAUGUUUACAAAAUUACUACUUCUUGUUUGUGCUUUAUCUUUAAAACCGGUAGAGAGUGCAUAUUCAUUGAGACAAGUUGUUAUUUUAAGCAGGCAUAAUGUGCGAACGCCGUUAUCUAAAAAUUUAAACGAGUUAAGUCCCAAACCAUGGCCGAGCUGGAAAGUAAAAAGUGGAUACCUGACUGCCAAAGGUGCCUACUUGGAGGGCCGCAUGGGUCAGUACUUCUCAGCCUGGUUACAUAAGGAGGGGUUGCUGGAUGGCAAAUGUCCAACAGAAGAACUGUUCUAUGCAUAUGCCAAUGCAAAACAGAGAACAAAAGCUUCUGCAAAGUCAUUUGUAGAGAAAGCAUUUCCUAAUUGUGGUAUCAAAGUUCAUUUUAAAGGUGAGUCAGAUCCGGUGUUCAAUCCUGUGAUACACAACACUACUGCACAUUUCAGGAACAUCGCCCUUAACGAAAUGGAGGCCCGACUCAAACAUUUAACAUUGAACAAUUCAUUAAUAUUUAUAGAAAAUAUUUUAGACUACAGAGAUUCUGAGCAAUGUAAAGUAAGAAAAGUAUGUGACUUAUGUGCAGAUGAUAAUAGUAUUGCAUUAAAUGUUGGCUACAAACCAAAUAUUUUGGGGCCUCUCAAAGUGGCCAAGUCGGCCAUUGACUCUUUUGUGAUGUCAUAUUAUGAAGGGUUUCCAAUGAAAGACGUGGCCUGGGAUUUGAUUAGUGACAACACACAGUGGCAGCUGAUAAUGGCGAUAAGUAAGGGUUAUCACGAUGUUAUUUUUAACACUACACUCGUUGCAAAUGACAUUGCCUCUCCUCUUAUAAAAUACAUGUCCGAUGUAUUUAUGAACAAAAAGGAAAAUCCAAAAGUGACAUUAGUGAUGGGACACGAUGCAAACAUUCUCACAGUAUUAAAUAGCAUGAAUUUCAAAGCUUUUACAUUACAUAAACAAUUUGAAAAGAGUCCAGUCGGAGGUAAAAUUGUGUUUCAGAAAUGGUAUGACAGUGACAGUAAGAGGAACUUUUUAAAAGUUAAAUAUGUUUAUCAGUCGACUCAACAGCUGAGGGAGGGCUUGGAUUUGACAUUAGAAAGUCCUCCUCAAUUUGUACAGUUAGAAUUAAAAAGUUGUAAAGUUGAUGAAAGUGGAUUUUGCCCAUGGGAAGAUUUUAUAAUGUUUUUGAAGACUUUAUUAUGAAUACUUAGUUUAUUUUUUAGUAACACAGUAUGGAACAAGUUUGUGUGCCAUAGCCAUAGGUGAUAUAUAAUGUUUAGAUUCAUCUUUUCUCGACAUUGUUUCCACUUAUUUUAACCUUGUCUAAAGGUUCGCCAACUACACAUAAAUAUAUUGAAUGAACAAAUAUU